Messenger RNA from Drosophila ficusphila, 1789 nucleotides. Its product is annotated as DALR anticodon-binding domain-containing protein 3. NCBI's taxonomy places the organism in Eukaryota, Metazoa, Arthropoda, Insecta, Diptera, Drosophilidae. The record is from RefSeq and is a predicted model, not a curated record. The transcript is spliced from 3 exons. Gene Ontology annotation, molecular function: ATP binding; tRNA binding; arginine-tRNA ligase activity. Gene Ontology annotation, biological process: arginyl-tRNA aminoacylation; tRNA C3-cytosine methylation. Bases 260 to 1579 code for a protein of 439 amino acids.
UUAAACAAAAAAAAUAUCACGUUGUCCAGGACAAAAUUCGUUCUUAAAGUGUCAAAAUUGUACUUUAAAAGGAACUGUGUUGAACUUUCCUAAUCAUUCGUUUUCUUCUUUUCCUAAGAGGAAAUCCUAAUUUUCUCCUAGUAAAGAAGGACAGUUUAAUUACAGAAACUGAGCAUCGUGUCGUUUAGUUUCGCGCCCAUAGAAAGGAAGGUGUACAAGGAAAUUUGGGAUUAAUUUGAUUUGUAUAGGUGUAAUCAAAAUGGAUUACAAUCCGCUGUCACAGUUUCACCAGCAGCUCGUGGCUUUCUUUAUCAAACCGAACGAAGAGGCAGCCGGUGAUGUGGUGCCUUCAUUGAAGAAAUGUGGCGAGAUUGUCCGGUACCACCGGGAGCGCCUCUCGCAGACCGGAGACAUAAGCUUAGCAGCCACCCCUCUUUACUGGCAGAAAUUCGCUGCGGAGCAGCAGGGAAAGCUGCGCCGCAACGCGGAUACACUGCUGGCCGACCAGGAGCAUUGCCGGGAGUUGAUUGCCGCGUCCCAGCAUUGGCAUUUGCCACUCUGUGAAGUGGGCCCGAUCGACAAAGGCCGCUAUGUCCUGCACUUCGACCGCCGUACGGUCAUCCGCUAUGUUCUGAAUGACAUUCUUGCCAAGGGAUUCGGCUACGGACGACCCCAAAAGACAGAGCAAUCGCCCACGAUUGGCCUGCAGGUGAAACCCUUUGCGGGUGCCACCGAUUGCGCCCUGCCAAUGCGCCAGUAUCGCCUGCAGCAGCUUCACAACAUCGUACGCCGGCUGAUCGAAUACUCAUCGUACCAGUAUGUGGAGGCCCGUAAGGAGGACACCCUCUGGAUGGCCAUCGAGCCAGAGAAAUGCAGCAAGCAGCGGCAAGAGGAGCAUGUUUGCCUCGUCAGCGGUCCGGUCUUGGAGCCCGUAAAGAAGACAGCCACCAAACUGACGAUUGGGGAAUAUUUGGGCUUGCGCUCCACUCACAUGCGACUGAGUGCCAUGCACCGCGAUGGAUAUCGACCGGAUGACAUGGGCAAGAUGGACGCCCUCAUGUAUCGCUUGGGGCAUGCUGCCGUGAUCGUGGAUCUCUUCGAGGUGCGCCACGGCACCGCCGCCACUGUGGUGCGAAAUGGACAGGGCAGCACCAAGGGGGCAUCCCACAUCCUAUACAACUCGGCGAGAGUGGAGACCCUAUUGCGCAACUUUGCUACUCUGGUGCAGGACAAAACCUACGACCCACUCCCGCCUUUGGAGGCCAUCGAUUGCAGCUUUCUGGAUGGUGAUAUCGACUGGGAGUUGAUAUAUGUUCACCUCUUGAAGUUCCCAGAGGUUUUGGAAACGGUGAUGGCCCAAGUUCGAAAGGGUCUGUGUGGCGUCCAUUUGCUUGUGCACUUCACCGACAAUCUGGCGAGCGCUUUCAGUCGCUACUAUCACGACAAAAAGGUGCUGCUCCAGAAUCGCCCCCACCUGAUGCCGAUUGUGUAUGCCAGGGUAUACCUCGUCAUGGCCAUGCGGCAGGUCCUUAAUUUAGCUUUAUCCCUGCUCGGCAUAGAACCGGUGGACUAUAUAUAGACGUUGAGAACCUUUAUCGGGAGGCUCAAUCAGAUAAUAUUUAUAUGUUGAGGACAAUAGAAUACUGUCUAAACAGUAAUAAAAGAACCAUGUGAUAUAAAGAAAUCAUAGAAAUAUGCUGGAUGCAGAAAUCCUCCGAGUCAUUUUACGUUUAAUGUAAUUGAAUUACGAAAUUCAAACGAUGAAAAAUAAAGACAAUUUUUUUUUAAA